Messenger RNA from Nematostella vectensis (starlet sea anemone), 681 nucleotides. RefSeq lists its product as uncharacterized. Lineage: Eukaryota; Metazoa; Cnidaria; Anthozoa; Actiniaria; Edwardsiidae. The record is from RefSeq and is a predicted model, not a curated record. Bases 91 to 540 code for a protein of 149 amino acids. The transcript has 3 exons.
GCUUGUUAGAGCAUACUCUGUUCUGGGCGUCACCAGCGUGUUCCUUCCUCACAAAUCACUCCACAACAACACGGAUCUCUGCAAGCUAGAAUGCGAGUCUGUUGGCAAAAACUCUCGUUGCUUUUGCUUAUACCAUAUUUGGCCAGAGGGGAGAAAGCAAUGCUGGAGCGACACCGGCGUGGUUUCCGGUCGUAUUUCUAUAACUACCUGGACGAGAUAGCGAUGUCUAUCUGUUCAGCAAUCCCAGCAGACGGCCCAGGGCUGAUAUACGCCGUACGGAGGACAUGUGGAGACAAGGACGACUGCCGUAAAAUCUGCACAGACCCCAAGCUACGAGAACAGGGCCCUAAAGAAGUUCAGCAAUUAACCUGGAACUGUACCGAGUCCCUCCAUGUAUACAAGAGACAGCCCUCCCUGGCUGAUAACUAUGACAACUACACGGACUCUCGUAAGCUUGGCCUGGCUGUCUUCAGGCAUCACUCGUGUACCGUGGUGGGCUGUGGACCCAACUACUGCUGCUGUCGAGCCGUGGCGCUCUAAGGAUCGUUCACGUAUCGAAUAAGUUUGACGCCGACAACGUUGUACGUUGUACGUUCACAUCUCAUACUCGAACUAGCAGGGUUUUGUCCCUUGUGAUUUCUGUAUCCCUUAACAAAAAUGUAAUAAAUCUCAAUUGCCUUA